AUGGCCAAGGAUAGCACAUGCGUCAUCUACAUUGACAAAACCGUCAAGAACGACGGCCUGACCCCUUACAGGAUCGGGUGCCACUCUGACCAUAUCCCCAACGGAGAAGGGCCGUAUCCCCGAGACCCUGGCGGUUACAAAAUGUUCCCAGUUCAAGAGAUUGACCCAGUCGCCGAGGCGUUCAUCACUCCAGUCAUCGAGGGCCUGGCCAAGCUCGACGAGAUCAUCUGCGGUGUAUUCGUUCAGGCCGUCGUCGAGAGCAUCAACACCGGUUUCGCCCUCGUCCCAGGCGCCGAUCAGGCCGCAGCCUCAGCACGGGCAGCGACGAAGGCAGCCGUCGAGGGCGCCAAGUCGUUCGUGGAGAACUCGCUAAACUCGUCCGACUUCUUCGACGGCCGGGUUAAGAAGAGCUGCGGCAUCGACAAGAUCGAGCUUGACUACGACAGCACUUUCAACUCGCUGGUCAACCCCUACUUCUCCUGCUGCUCAUCCUGUUCACUCCAAAUUCACUUUAGAGAUCACUUCACCGUUGCAAACCAUUUCAAAAUUUCUAAAUUGAAUAGCUAG
Messenger RNA from Colletotrichum gloeosporioides, 567 nucleotides. RefSeq lists its product as uncharacterized. The transcript is spliced from 4 exons. The coding region runs from base 1 to 567 and encodes 188 amino acids. NCBI's taxonomy places the organism in Eukaryota, Fungi, Ascomycota, Sordariomycetes, Glomerellales, Glomerellaceae. The record is from RefSeq and is a predicted model, not a curated record.